AUGACACCAACCACACCUGAGGAGACACAAGUGCGUUGCUGCCUUUUAAGAGUAACCGAAAAACUGAAGUCUCUCACGUCUGAGGAUCUUGGUCAGUAUCUGGAGCAGAUGAUCCGCCUCCACCGGUUUCUAUCUAGCGCAUCUCUGACUACCGCUACGAAUUCAAUUGAUCGAUCCAUCUGGUCGGUGAACGACCACGUUUCGAGUUCAGAUGACAGUUUUGUUAAGUGUCGGCAAACGGUCAUACGGAUCACCUGGAACGUUCUCGGAAACGAUCACACAGACAAUCUAUUUGAAGUUAUAACCAAUUUUAACAACAGCGACAACAUCCUUUCGCUAAAGAUGAGGCGUAUGCGUGGCAGCUCAAAUGCUAUCCUGAAGGAAAUGUCCAAGAAGUAG
This is a messenger RNA of Spodoptera exigua (beet armyworm), 399 nucleotides long. The record is from the annotation of a GenBank genome assembly. NCBI's taxonomy places the organism in Eukaryota, Metazoa, Arthropoda, Insecta, Lepidoptera, Noctuidae.